Messenger RNA from Lineus longissimus, 1793 nucleotides. RefSeq names its product ribokinase-like. Gene Ontology annotation, molecular function: ribokinase activity. Bases 20 to 970 code for a protein of 316 amino acids. Gene Ontology annotation, biological process: D-ribose metabolic process. The record is from RefSeq and is a predicted model, not a curated record. NCBI's taxonomy places the organism in Eukaryota, Metazoa, Nemertea, Pilidiophora, Heteronemertea, Lineidae. The transcript is spliced from 8 exons.
GGCGGGAAAGCUGGGCAAGAUGGACGUGCACAUGGAGGUGGUGAUCGUAGGUGGAAUCGUCACUGAUCGAGUCAGCUACUACAGGGAGAUUCCGUCGCUAGGGGAUAAGUCCGUUCAACCAAACCACGUGAAGAUCCAAUGCGGAGGGAAGGGCGCCAAUAUGUCCGUCAUGUGCUCCAAGCUUGGCGCCAGGACGGCACUUAUAAGUAAGAUCGGGGAGGACGACUAUGGGAAGAUGCAUCUUCGAGGACUACAUGAAUAUGGGGUGAAUACCGAAUAUGUCGAAGCAUCACCGGGCGUCAGCACCGACAUGGUCGAUAUCGCCGUUGCCGAGGACGGGCAGAACCGGAUUGAUGAGGUCUCAAGAGCUUGUAUGUAUCUCAUUCAACCAGGCGAUAUCGAGAGAUGCGAAGCAAUGAUCAAACAAGCUGCUGUGAUUGGAGGUAUACUUGAGCCGUAUGUAGAGACAACUGUCGCUUCGCUGAGAUUGGGACGGAAAUAUGGACUGAUUACCUUGUUCAAUGCAGCUCCUUUGUUGGACUGCAGCUCUGUAACUGACGACGUCUUUCACCUAACAGAUGUUUUCUUCUGCAAUGAAUUCGAGGCCGGCACAAUAACUGGACGUCCCUGUCACUCUGUGGAAGAAGCUAAGUCGGUUUGUAGAUGUCUGUUGGAGAGGGGUUGCAGUGUCGCCAUCAUUACGCUCGGACAUCAAGGAUGCGUGUAUGGGAGAGUUCAAGGUGGAGAGGCUAAACAUUUACCGGCCAGAGAGGUCCAGGCCGUGGAUUCCACAGGAGCCAGUGACGCAUUCUUUGGAGCCCUGUGUUUCUACUUCGCCCGAUUCUGCCAUUUAGACUUAGAAGAAAAAAUAAGGCGUUCAAUGGAGAUAGCUACCAUUAGUGUAUUAAAUGAAGGUACCCAAGCCAGUUAUCCUUACGCUAGUGACCUUAGUGAGAAGUUGUUGAACUAGCAUUCGCCUACUCCAUCGAACAGGGUGUCUUGUAUCGAGCCAUGCUACGAAACCCGUUGCCUCAGCAAAAAGGACCAAUUACGGCUAAGAUGCAAGAAGCAGGAUGCCAGGCACACUUAAGCUGUCAGCCAGGCACACUUAAAGCAGGACGCCAGGCACACUUAAGUAGUCAGCCAGACUGCACUUUCAUGCUGUUUGGCUGACUGGUUCGGCCGACUGGUUCAAUUCUUUGGUCUUUAAAGAAGUACUCAUGACAUUAUAUAAAUAGUUUAUCAGUCUUCAACAUCUCUUCCGGAUCUGUGAUAUGAAAGGGACAUUCCUCAGCAUCCGAUCGUGACAUUCUCCGACAUACUGCAGGCAGGAGCGAGAUUUAAACAAAUAAAAAGUCAAAUGAAAUCAUUCGCCGGUGAACACGUUCUGGUUAAUCAUUUCUACAAAACGACGUAAGGCGGGUGGGAUUCACGUUUUCACUUGUCAUGAGACGGGUGUUACCAUCACGUGCACGGCGGUAACAUGACAGUGGUAUAGGUCAAUGUGAAUCGUGUAGCCCACACUCUUGAAAUGAUUUGUUAGUAUUCCAUGACUCGAAUGACAUGCGCAAAGUGACACGUAACAUGUGAAAACGUGAACCCCAUCUUGAUCACUGCUCAUCCUCCGCUUGGAUUUUCCACAAUGAAACGUGUGUUCCACAGUGAAACCAUAUGCCAACCCAAACGCCACUAACAAGGAGGGACUUGAUGAGGGCGAUGGGUAAUAUGAGCCUUUUACUCGGUUGACAUAUCAAGGAAGCCUCAAAAAGGACUACACUCCCGGUCUGCUCGAC